Messenger RNA from Pomacea canaliculata, 674 nucleotides. RefSeq lists its product as uncharacterized. The record is from RefSeq and is a predicted model, not a curated record. The transcript has 3 exons. The coding region runs from base 124 to 435 and encodes 103 amino acids. NCBI's taxonomy places the organism in Eukaryota, Metazoa, Mollusca, Gastropoda, Architaenioglossa, Ampullariidae.
GUGGAGGUUACAGUAGUCGCCUCCUGUUCGUCAACACCUGUACACCGUGGUGCGCUGCUGCUUGCACGAAACCAGGACUCCUCCCGUUCGCAGUUCACGUCUCGUCAACAGAGAUUUCACGAGAUGACCAACCUGAGUGUCGCCAUCUUGCUGCUGCUUCUGGUCCAGACCGCAACGGUCCAAGGCAGUUGCUACGGUGCCUAUUCGAACAUCGACGAAGAGACCGGAAGUACAUACUGUAUGGCAGAGGACAGCGUUAGACUGGAGGUAGGCGAGUGGUACCUCACCUCUUCUUGCUUUAACUGCUCGUGCAGUGAGACAGCCAUGUCCUGCUGUGGAGUUGGCAUUCACGCAGGAGCGAUGGCUACACCACCAGGCUAUAAAGUUGAGUUGAUCCCACCCUGUGGAUACAGGUUCGUGAAGGACACAAAGUAAACUUUCACACCACGAUUCAUGACAAGGAAUUCCGAUCUGCAUUCUCUUCAUUUCGUGCAGCUUGUAUCCCCUGAAAGGUGCACCAUGACAUUAUGCUUACCUGACAGGAAUUCCACCUUUCAUGAACAAUAGCUAUUUAUAGCAACUUCUGGAUGAACAGGUUCACGACUUCGUUGUUUGAUCACGUGAUCGAGAUCGUUGUAACUACAUGUAAUUAAAUAAACCAAUAUGGUGCCGAC